CAUGCGAACUGCAUGAUGGACAGCGCUGUUCAUCUUCUAGCGUACGUGGAAACUAUAUCUGUUGUAAUGGCUGCGCGUAUCCUUACCGAAGUGGAAUGGACUGCUGUUCAAGUGUUGGAUACAACACUCAAAUAAAUGUCUGCUGUAGCGGUACUGUCCAAAGGAGACCAGCGAGCUCACAACGCGCAGCAUGCUGCGGAUCAAAGGCCUACGAUCCAAGCAGGAACGCUUGCUGCAGUGGCCAAAUAAGUCCAAUACGAGGCAGUCGAAAUGCAUGCUGUGGAACAGUCUGUUUCAACAUGGAUACGCAUGCGUGCUGCAACGGUCAGGUUAAGCCCCGUCCGUCUGGAGGUUUCGGUCAGGUCAUGUGUUGUGGCUCCGAGCCGUACAUCAGGGGACAGCAAGUGUGUUGUAAGGGCUCUUCACCUGGUAUGAUGGAACGUGCAUCGAGAACAGACUCUUGCUGUGGUCCAGUGGCGUUUAAUAGUCAAACUCAUGUCUGUUGCGGAGGGACCGUGACCCCAAAACCGAGAGGUCAAGGUCAAUUACGAUGUUGUGACACGAAAGCUUAUUACAGUUCUGAACAAAGCUGCUGCGGUGGCGUGCUUAGUAAUGUCGCAAAUGCCGAUAUGUGUUGUGGACAGGAGGCGUAUAACAGUAGAACACAUGCCUGUUGCGCAAUGACCGUGAAGCCUCUGCCACCAGGAACCGGAGAUAUCCGAUGUUGUGGCCCUGACCCAUUUAGAAUUGACCAACACGUCUGUUGCAGCAACGGACUUGGAACAGGUAUCAAGACAGACCGGUGUUGCAAUGGUAAUGCAUACUUUAGUGAAACACACACAUGCUGUGGAGGAAUGAUUGAUCGUAAACCACCAGGGGUAACUCAAGUCGGCUGUUGUGGAACAAAGUCGUAUAAUCCACUCACUCAACUCUGCUGUUACACUACGAUUGCUGAGAAAUCCGCUGGAUUUGAUCAAUGUUGUGGAAGCACACCGUACAUGAGUGACACGCAGAUCUGUCGUGGAGGAUUUGUCCAGCCAAAGCCCCUACUUCCGGGACCUGGGAGGGAAAUCGCUGGACCAGGAAAUGGCGAUACGGGUAGUGGACUUCCGGGUCGAGGUGACCUACCUGGUGGAGGUACUGGGGCAGGAGAGAGACCUGAUACGGGUAGUCGGGAGGCAUUUUGUGGAGGC
Messenger RNA from Owenia fusiformis, 1193 nucleotides. NCBI's taxonomy places the organism in Eukaryota, Metazoa, Annelida, Polychaeta, Sabellida, Oweniidae. The record is from the annotation of a GenBank genome assembly.